AUGCCUUUUAAAAUGAGUACCAAGAUAAAAGCUGCCAAGACCUCGUGCACCAAAAUAAAGAACCCUUGCAAAUUCUGCCUUCAACAAGUAACCAAUAGAAAUGGGUUACAGUGUCAAGGAGCUUGCAAAAAAUGGGCUCACUAUAAAUGUCUCAACUAUACACCGGGAAAAAUAUCCGAUAUCAAAGCUGGCAUAAUUAAGGUGACAUGCCCGUGCCCGGAUUGCGAAACGACUCAAGCCAAAGAGUACUUGGUAAAACCACCUUACACGUGUUCGAAUACAAACUGUCCAGCGAACAGGGGGCCAAAAUGUGUCUCAGAGGAUUGCCCGUUGAACCCCAAAAAGAAGCCAGAUACCUCAUGUGCUAAUAAGAGCUGUUCCAAAGAGCCAGUAAAUUGUCCAGCUGUUGAGUGCCCACAAUCUACAACUCAAGUUCAAAAACGGUCUCAUCCCCGAUUGCUACCUCCGCGCCCUCCAACACCCCCUCGGAGUGCUUCGAAAAAGUCUCCAUCAUCUUCGCCGUGCCGCUCACCGAGAUUACCAAAGCCAUGCACAGAAAGCCCCCCUGCGUCAGCGAAAAAACUGCCUGCUCCUAAACCUAGGGCUGACAGACACAAAGUGAAGAAGAAACCGGCAGUUUUAUCCCCAUCUUGUUCACUACUAUCAUCCACUUCAAAUACUAAAUGCUCCCGCCCUAAAUGUUCGUCAUCGGACUCCAAUUUGAGUCGAAAGGAUCAGCAGGCGAUGGUGCACGCAGUGCAAGAGAUGUGCAACACCGUUGGCAAGCUUUCAGUGCAAUUGAAAGAACUUAUGUGUAAAAUGAUGCAAAAUUGA
Molecule: messenger RNA, 834 nt
Organism: Spodoptera exigua (beet armyworm)
Lineage: Eukaryota; Metazoa; Arthropoda; Insecta; Lepidoptera; Noctuidae
Source: the annotation of a GenBank genome assembly